Molecule: messenger RNA, 2309 nt
Organism: Gastrolobium bilobum
Lineage: Eukaryota; Viridiplantae; Streptophyta; Magnoliopsida; Fabales; Fabaceae
Product: GDP-L-galactose phosphorylase 1-like
Exons: 7
Coding region: 626-1936 (436 amino acids)
Biological process (GO): glucose metabolic process
Cellular component (GO): cytoplasm
Molecular function (GO): GDP-D-glucose phosphorylase activity
Source: RefSeq, a predicted model, not a curated record
CUCUCUUUCUCUUAUCUAUAUAACAAACCCUUUCUCCUCCUCUCAAACCCCAUCACCAAAUCCUCAGAUUCCUCACUUGCCCAUCACCUCCUUCUAUCAAAACAAGUACUAAAGUUUGCAACUUUCUUUCUGUUUGCAUGUUGGGUUGCUCAAGGAUUUGAGAUUUGGAGAAGCAAAGUAUUUGGGUUCAUCGAAAAUAAGAAGAAGAAGAAGAAGAAAGAGAUAAAUUUGUGUGGGUUGAAACCCUGUGUUGACGCAUUGUAGACAUCACGGCUUUUUACGGAAUUUCUCGGCCUCUAUUUCAUGUCCGAACUGUACGACGGAAGGGUUGUGUAGAGAGCAACCCUUCGCCGCACGGUGGGCGUGGUGCUUUGCCUUCCGAAGGUGGUAGCCCCUCUGACCUCCUCUUUCUUGCUGGUGGUGGUGCUUCUUCCAUUGUUGUAGUAGUGGUAGCGUGCUAGUUUAGGCUUUAGGUAGUUAAGAUUACAAGGUAAAGCUACUAAAAGAGAGAUUUAGUAAGAUAAGAUCUCGUUCAAGGUGUUUGUUGUUGUUUUUGUUUUUGUUUUUGUUGUUCUUGUUCUAGUUUUGUUGCUGUUGUUGGUUUUGGGUGUUUAGUUUGCUAAAAAUGAUGUUGAGAAUUAAGAGAGUUCCCACUGUGGUUUCAAAUUAUCAAAAAGAGGAGGCUGGAGAGGCUGCUCGCCGUGUCGGGGGUUGUGGUCGAAAUUGUCUCAAAAAUUGCUGCAUUCAAGAUGCAAAGCUCCCUUUGUAUGCUUUUAAAAAGAUUAACAAGGUUACUGGAAAGGACUUGGCUCUCCAUGAAUGUGGGGAGCCCCCCUUGGCCUUUUUGGACUCGCUUGUUCUUGGGGAGUGGGAAGAUCGCAUGCAGAGAGGACUUUUUCGCUAUGAUGUUACAGCCUGUGAAACCAAGGUGAUUCCGGGUGAGUAUGGUUUCAUUGCUCAGCUUAACGAGGGUCGUCACCUCAAGAAGAGACCAACUGAGUUCCGAGUUGAUAAGGUCCUCCAGCCCUUUGAUGAGAACAAGUUCAACUUUACUAAAGUUGGGCAAGAGGAGGUCCUGUUUCAAUUUGAAGCUAGUGACGAUGAUGAAGUGCAAUUCUUUCCUAAUGCUCCAAUUGAUGUUGACAAUUCUCCCAGUUUUGUUGCCAUCAAUGUCAGUCCUAUUGAGUAUGGGCAUGUUUUGCUGAUUCCGCGCAUUUUUGAGUGUUUGCCUCAAAGGAUUGAUAGUGAGAGCUUCUUGCUUGCACUUCACAUGGCAGCAGAAGCCGGAAAUCCGUAUUUUCGAUUGGGUUACAACAGCUUGGGUGCUUUUGCAACUAUUAACCAUCUUCACUUCCAGGCUUAUUAUUUGGCUGUGCCCUUUCCCAUUGAGAAGGCUCCUACUAAGAAAAUUGCAAAUUCAAAGGGUGGUGUGAAGAUAUCUGAAUUGUUGAAGUAUCCAGUUAGAGGUCUUGUCUUUGAGGGUGGUGAUACGCUGGAAGAUUUAUCAAACAUUGUUUCAGAUGCUUGUAUCUGCCUUCAAAACAACAACAUACCUUACAAUGUUCUUAUUUCUGAUUGUGGAAGGCAAGUCUUUCUGUUACCACAGUGUUAUGCAGAGAAACAAGCUCUUGGUGAAGUGAAUGCUGAGCUUCUUGACACCCAAGUGAAUCCAGCUGUGUGGGAAAUUAGUGGGCACAUGGUUUUAAAGAGGAAGGAGGAUUAUGAUGAGGCUUCUGAAGCCAAUGCUUGGAGACUUCUUGCUGAGGUUUCCCUCUCUGAAGAGAGGUUUCAAGAAGUCAUUGAUCUUAUUUUUGAAGCCAUUGCUUCUGGUGAGUUAGAUGUCAAUCUUCAAUGUCUCGAGGAAGGUGAUGCAGUCAACUCAAGCACACCCCCUGCUGUGGUGGCUGGUUCACAAGAAUGUGUUGUUCUACAGUAACAAGGCUCCAAUGAACAAUUUCAGUGAUUCUGCUAUAUUAAAAAAAAAAAAAAAAAACCUGAAUUAUGUUACCAUCUAUGGUAGCAGUUGUUAAAGUUGUAAUACUAUGUUGUGCCUCUGGGUCAUGUUUUCUAUUUAUUCUCUGGUUUAUGUGGAAGUACGAUGUAAUAACUGCUCUCAUGAGCUUCUUGUCUGUUUAGUGUUAGUGAUUUGGUGUAUGAUGGUGCUUGACUAUCUCACUGCGAGAAAUAUUAAGUACAGGUGUCUGGUUUUCCUUGGCUAAAUCAGAUUGCCACAUGUAGUUCUUAAGGAUGAUGUUGCUGUAUUUCUGGGUCCACUUUUUAUUAAAUCUAGUUAUAUAUUGUUGUGGUUC